Mangifera indica (mango) is the source of this 1940-nucleotide messenger RNA. RefSeq names its product calmodulin-like protein 12. The coding region runs from base 259 to 1713 and encodes 484 amino acids. NCBI's taxonomy places the organism in Eukaryota, Viridiplantae, Streptophyta, Magnoliopsida, Sapindales, Anacardiaceae. Gene Ontology annotation, biological process: signal transduction. Gene Ontology annotation, molecular function: calcium ion binding; enzyme regulator activity. The record is from RefSeq and is a predicted model, not a curated record. The transcript has 9 exons.
AUUUAGAAUUAAGGAUGGUCCUGAGCCUACCCUAACGUGGCCCGAUUCCGCCUUGUGACUGGUGAUAUCCCAUUCCUUUGCAUGAGACUGAGAUCGCAUUUUCUUCCUUUCACAAAACAAAAUAGUUUUGCUUUCUUUGACUCGGAGUUCAUCUUUUUGAUCUCUGCAACCCCUUUAAAGCCGAGGGAAUUAGUUGCAUAAUCAAAAGUGUAACUUGUCUCAAACAAAGCUGUUUGAUUCAAAUCAAUUACUUCCACCAUGAGCAUCCUUAGAGGUCCAUAUGGAUCUUCUUCCUCCACUAGUUCGAAAUAUGACGUGUUUCUAAGCUUCAGAGGUGCAGACACUCGAAAGAACUUUACUGAUCAUCUGUAUAGUGGUUUGAUUCGAGAGGGAAUUAAGGUAUUCAAGGAUGACAGAGACCUUGAAAAAGGAAAACCCAUUUCAGUAGAACUUCUUAAUGCAAUAGAAGAAUCACGUAUUUCAGUUGUUGUUUUCUCAAGAAAUUAUGUUUCUUCACCUUGGUGUUUGGAUGAACUUGUGAAAAUCGAUGAAUGUAAGAGCAAGAUGGGACGAACAGUCAUUCCAAUUUUCUACGAUGUGAAUCCAUCCUUGGUAAUUGGAAAGUUUGAGGAAGCUUAUGGUCAACAUCAACAAGGAUUUACAGACAACAUAAAAAAUAUGCAAACUUGGCGAAACGCGUUGAUGGAGAUCACAAAUCUGUCAGGGAGGGGGAGGGAGUUGAAGGAUAGGUAUGAAGCAGAAUUUAUUGAAGGUGUUGUGAAGGAAAUAUCAAGUAAAUUAAGUAGUUCAACUUCAACCUCAGCCUCAAAUUCAACCUCUGCUUCAACCUCUGCCUCCUCAAACUUGAUCAAUCUGAAAAGAUUAGAUACUUAUUCUGAGGAGGAACUGAAAGAAGCCUUCAAGCUUUUCGAUAAAGAUCAAAAUGGUUUCAUUUCUGCUGCGGAGCUUCGACUUUUCAUGACAAAUCUUGGAGAGAAGAUGACAGAUGAAGAAGUCAAGGAGCUGAUCCAAGAAGCAGAUGUUGAUGGUGAUGGUCAGGUGAAUUAUGAUGAGUUUGUUAGGGUGAUGCUUGAAGGUGUUGUGAAGGACAUAUCAAGUAAAUUAAGUAGUUCAACUUCAACCUCUGCUUCAACCUCUGCCUCCUCAAACUUGAUCAAUCUGAAAAGAUUAGAUACUGAUACUGAGGAGGAAAUGAAAGCAGCCUUCAAGGUUUUCGAUAAAGAUCAAAAUGGUUUCAUUUCUGCUGCGGAGCUUCGACUUUUCAUGACAAAUCUUGGAGAGAAGAUGACAGAUGAAGAAGUCAAGGAGCUGAUCCAAGAAGCAGAUGUUGAUGGUGAUGGUCAGGUGAAUUAUGAUGAGUUUGUUAGGGUGAUGCUUGAAGGUGUUGUGAAGGACAUAUCAAGUAAAUUAAGUAGUUCAACUUCAACCUCUGCUUCAACCUCUGCCUCCUCAAACUUGAUCAAUCUGAAAAGAUUAGAUACUGAUACUGAGGAGGAAAUGAAAGCAGCCUUCAAGGUUUUCGAUAAAGAUCAAAAUGGUUUCAUUUCUGCUGCGGAGCUUCGACAUGUCAUGACAAAUCUUGGAGAGAAGAUGACAUAUGAAGAAGCCAAGGAGAUGAUCCAAGAAGCAGAUGUUGAUGGUGAUGGUCAGGUGAAUUAUGAUGAGUUUGUUAGGCUGAUGCUUGCAAAGUGAUUGCAAUUUCAUUGGGUUGUUAGGGCACCAAAUCUUUGAUGCCCAGACAUGAAGAUGGAUCUCGUAUCGCUGUCGGUGAUUUCAUUGUAAUAUACAAUCUAUUAAUUAUUUAUAUAUUAGAUGGUGUUUGUGUGUGUGUGUGUUUUUUUUUUUAAUUGGCAAAGGACUCUGCGUAUUAUUCUUCAUAUUUUUUGCUAUACAAUCUCCUUAAACUAAUUUAUGCCUAA